This is a messenger RNA of Ochotona curzoniae (black-lipped pika), 1183 nucleotides long. RefSeq names its product TM2 domain containing 2 (gene TM2D2). The transcript has 4 exons. The record is from RefSeq and is a predicted model, not a curated record. Bases 63 to 707 code for a protein of 214 amino acids. Lineage: Eukaryota; Metazoa; Chordata; Mammalia; Lagomorpha; Ochotonidae.
CUGGCAGACAGGGCACCCGGGCCGGCUCUCCUGGCCGUGGUUCCGCCGCUGGGCCUGGGAAGAUGGUGCUGGGAGGCUGCCCGGUGAGUUACUUACUGCUGUGCGGCCAGGCCGCUUUGCUGCUGGGGAACCUCCUGCUGCUGCAUUGCGUCUCUCGGAGCCACUCGCACAAUGCCACCGCCGAGUCGGAAGUCGCGGCCGCCGCUGUCGCCCACCCGGAGAGCCCCGGCGGGGCGGCGAGCUGGGAGUAUGGCGACCCUCAGUCUCCGGUCAUCCUUUGCUCCUACCUGCCCGAGGAGUUUAUAGAAUGUGACGACCCAGUGGAUCAUUCGGGAAAUGUAACCGCAUCCCAGGAGCUCGGUUAUGGCUGUCUCAAGUUCGGCGGUCAGGCCUACAGUGACGUGGAACAUACUGCAGUCCAGUGCCGAGCCCUCGAUGGAAUUGAGUGUGCCAGUCCCAGAACCUUCUUACGGGAAAAUAAACCUUGUAUAAAGUACACGGGACACUACUUCAUCACCACGCUGUUGUACUCCUUCUUCCUGGGCUGUUUCGGAGUGGACCGUUUCUGUCUGGGGCACACCGGCACAGCGGUGGGGAAGCUGUUGACGCUGGGAGGACUUGGCAUCUGGUGGUUUGUUGACCUCAUUUUGCUUAUCACGGGAGGACUGAUGCCAAGUGAUGGCAGCAACUGGUGCACCGUCUACUGAGAGGAGCCACUGGGAGAGCCCAGGGGACCAGGGAACGCUGUCGUCCGAAGUCACCUCUGCAGGCUCACGGCUGCACGGGAGGAGACAGGAUUGGUGGAGAAGGCUUCUUUCGACUUGGGAUUUUCAGCCCAGAUCUUAACUGUGGAGCUCAGAAGUGAUCAACAGUGUUGUGGCAAUCUAAUCUGAGCCUCUCUCCCCGUGUACCAAAUAUAAAGGAUAGUGACCAAACCAUGAGCUGCAAAAAGGCUUCCAUCGUGUUUGGCCCAGCGCAUGGCCCCGUCUUCAGCCGCCGUCGGGAGCAAAUGGAGCCGCCAGCACAAGCACCGUGAGUGGCGUGCUCCACUUGCCUUUUGCAACCCUGAGAUUUGGAGUGUAGCCAGUGAACAUCUUCAGCAGCAGAAGAAAUGGCUGUGGAUGUUCAUACAUGCCAAAGUUGUUAAAUUAUGUGGAAAAGAAAUAAACGUGGCCAACCUGGG